CAAAACCAUCCCAAAGAGAAGGCGCCUUUUCCCAACCCUGAUGUCUGAGCCAGACCCAGUGCCUCUCUCUGAGCCAGACCCAGUGCCUCUCUCUGAGCCAGACCCAGUGCCUCUCUCUGAGCCAGACCCAGUCCCUCUCUCUGAGCCAGACCCAGUACCUCUCUCUGAUCCAGCUGAGACCAGCAAGCCCCAGCAGAAGGCAGGAAUCUUCAACCCACCUGCCACAAAGCGACUGAAGAGGACCAGAAAGUUGGAGCCAGCCCCAGGCCUUCUCUCUGAGCCACCAGAGAGCAUGAAGUCAAAGGAAAUGGAGAUCCCAGGUCCACCUGCCACAAAGAGACUGAAGAGGACCAGGAAGUUGGAGCCAACUCCAGCCCCUCUCUCUGAACCUCCAGACACCAGAAAGUCAAAGAAGAAGAAAAUAAUCCCUGGCCCACCUGCCACUCAGCAAGUGAAGAGAUCCAGAUCUCCUCCCAGCCCCUGGACCCCUAACCCAGUGAAGACUAGACGUAGGACACCUACAGCCAGACCUCCUACCUGUGAGAUAGGUGUAACUACAUUUACCUUGAGAUCGAAGGUAGCGACAAGCCCUACCUUGAAGUCAGGUGUAGUCACAUCCCCAUCUAGCGGUGAAGCCUUUUCCACAUCCCCUGAGAGGAAGAAGAACAGGAAGAGGGCCAGGUGCAGUGGUGCGGCCGUUCCCACCCCCCCUGAGAGGAAGAUGAAGAAGAGGGCGAGGUGCUGCCCUGUCCCGCUGAACAACCCCUUGUCUGUCUGUCGGUCGAAGAGGGCCACCCAGGGCAGGAAGGCCUGUGUGUGGUGUAAACAGGAGAAAGAGUGGAUGAAGACCAUCUGGCAGUGUGAGGCCUGUCAGGUGGCCCUCUGUCUCAUACCGGGCAGAAACUGCUUCAGGGCCUGGCACAAGACUCACAAGUGGAACGAGGAAGUCAUCUUCAGUCUGUUUUCUUAAAUGUUGUCAAAUAUGUGGGUCUGGAGCUUCAGCAUGAGAUAUUAAUGGUUUGUGGUCAAAAAAGCCCACUUUCAAUUCCUAGUUCAUAUGGUUUUAGUAGAAUUCAGGCAUACAUGCAUUAAAUAAUAAAUAUUUCAUUUGUGGGUGUUUUUGCAUAAAAAGGAAGUUGAAAAGUUUGCUACAUUUUCUU
This is a messenger RNA of Oncorhynchus nerka (sockeye salmon), 1160 nucleotides long. Its product is annotated as tyrosine-protein phosphatase non-receptor type 23-like. The record is from RefSeq and is a predicted model, not a curated record. NCBI's taxonomy places the organism in Eukaryota, Metazoa, Chordata, Actinopteri, Salmoniformes, Salmonidae. The coding region runs from base 41 to 970 and encodes 309 amino acids. The transcript is spliced from 4 exons.